Molecule: messenger RNA, 1407 nt
Organism: Nicotiana tabacum (common tobacco)
Lineage: Eukaryota; Viridiplantae; Streptophyta; Magnoliopsida; Solanales; Solanaceae
Source: RefSeq, a predicted model, not a curated record
CGUGAGUUGACCAGAAAACGCGGGAGUCCACGGGUAUUUCGGUACCCGAUUCGUACCCGACCCAAUUAAUUACCCAUUUCCUCUCGUUCAGCAUUCUACCAGAGGCAGACGCUCUUCUUCUUCUUCUUCUGGUCUCGAUAGUCUUUUCUCACAUAUCACACACCACCAAAAAUUCCUACUCAAAAGUGCCCUAAAACCCUUUAAGCUUUGUGUAUACAUAAAUAGAAUCUUUAUGUAUUUAUAUUUCCUGGGUAUUUUCUAUUUAUAGGAAUUAGGCUUUCUUCUACAGGCAAACUCUCAAUGGAUGAUCAUGAUGACGAUUGGGAAAUUCUGCUCUCUGCUUUAAAGGAUGGUUGUGUGGAUAUUGAAGAGGAGGAGGAGGAGGAGGAAGAAGAAGAAGAAGAGGAGGAGGAGGGUGAUGAUGAAGAUGUUAACAAUGAAAAUGUGAAAACAGAAUUGGCAUGUCCAUUUUGUUCAGAAGACUUCGAUAUGCUUGGAUUGUGCUGCCACAUUGACAGCGAGCAUCGCAUGGAGGCAAAGACCGGGAUAUGUCCUCUAUGUGCUGUCCAGGUGCGAAUGAAUAUGGCUACACAUGUCAUCGUGCAACAUGAAAGUAUACUAAAAGCUCUCAGCAAAAAGAAACUUCAAAAUGGUGGAUCUUUCUCAGCCUUAUCCUUACUGAGGAAAGAGUUGCUGAGUGCUUAUUUGGAAAAGAAGUCCAGCCAUGUCACUCCUUCCUCUAAUAUGGCAACCAACCAGUUACUGUUAUCAUUUGUCGGCAAUCAGCAGCCUUCCAAAAGACUUCAUACAAGACAAUCCUGCACUUCAGCUGAAGCAAGUUCAUCUGUAAACAGCCUAGAUGACCAUGUUAGUGAAAGAAGGUCCCAACCGUUUCCUUCAAUGGACAAGGAUCAGGAAGAGAAGUUCCAGAGAUCUGAAUUUGUGAAAGGACUAUUGCUCUCCACCAUACUGGAAGACUAUUUAUGAGACUGAACAUCAAAUGCUUCUUUUCCAUUAUUUGGAUACUGGCACAGAAGCUCUUUGAAGAUGCUCCACGAAAUAUGAUGAUUAAUUUAUUAGCAGCUAGAAGCUGUUGGUUGGAGUUAAAGCAGUGUUCACCUUGUAGUUGACUUGCUCCCUGCUGUGGUUGCCUAUGCAAAGAUAUGUCCGGUUAACAUGCUUUAACACAAUUCUUUCAAUUAAAGUGACUUCAGCGUGCUAUUUCUCUUUCUUUGUUGCCCUCUUAGCUGAUGUAGCUUAUACUACAUCAUGCACUUGACUAUCCGUGACUGGAAACAGAAAUUUUUCAUUCAUAUAGUCAGAUCCAAAAGGACUAAUUAUGAAGUAGCAUUUUUACGUCAUUGUCACAUUUUGCAAAAGAAAUUAGAUGUCAUUCUUUGAAUUGUU